Molecule: messenger RNA, 1809 nt
Organism: Cadophora gregata
Lineage: Eukaryota; Fungi; Ascomycota; Leotiomycetes; Helotiales; Ploettnerulaceae
Exons: 3
Coding region: 1-1809 (602 amino acids)
Biological process (GO): mitochondrion organization; lipid homeostasis
Cellular component (GO): mitochondrial inner membrane
Source: RefSeq, a predicted model, not a curated record
AUGAAAGGCUUCAACCUCACGAGCCUGGCAAAGGGGGGCCAUGGGAGUAGCUAUAAUGGACUGAGUGUUUGGACAUGUAAGAGAUGUCUCUCGCAGACUCAAAUCAACAGUACAAGGGCUGGAAGGCAGUUUCAGAAUCAGUUCAGAGGAUAUGCGAAGAGCGGUCCUAAGCCAGGCAGUGGAAGUAGGAACGGAAACGACAAUGGAUACAGCGGCCGGCCGCGGAGGAAAGUGCAAGUGUUGACUGCUGCUGCGAUCAGUGGUGUUGGUGCUUCGACGCUGGCUUUUGGAGAUGAUGUGAAGCAUGCCUUUGGGGCGGUGGAGAGGAGUGGGAGGGUGGCUAGUACGUUGGCGGUGUGUAUCAAUGAUUACCGCGUUACGCUGAAUCAGAACGAGAAGAUGGAGGACGAGCAGGAGAAGAAUAUCAGUCUGAAGGCUUGUCACCAGCGGUGUGCGGAUCGGACGUUGAAAGUGCUGGAGAAGAAUGGCAGUAUAUUUAUCAAACUGGGACAGCAUCUGAGCGCAAUGAACUAUUUGCUUCCUCUCGAAUGGACGACUACUUUCAUACCCCUGCAAGACAAAUGUCCUGUCUCUUCAUUCGAAUCGAUAGAAGCCAUGUUUGAGAACGACACAGGCGAGAAACUGUCGGACUACUUCUCGGAGUUUGAUCAUGAACCAAUAGGUGCUGCAUCCUUAGCUCAAGUACAUCUCGCAACAGUCAAAGAAACAGGUCAGAAAGUCGCGGUUAAAGUCCAACAUCCAGCGCUUGCCGAAUGGGCAAAUCUCGAUUUGGCACUCACCAGAUUUACAUUUUCGACGCUGAAGAAGUGGUUUCCUGAGUACGACCUGGAAUGGCUAUCGUCAGAAAUGGAGAUCUCCUUACCACAAGAAUUAGACUUCCAUCUCGAGGGCCAAAACGCUAUGCGGACAAAGGAGUAUUUCUCCCAUAAGCCUGAACUACCGCUCGUGAUCCCAGAAGUCCUUUGGGGCAAGAAGCGCAUCCUAGUAAUGGAGAACGUUUCAGGUCACCGUCCAGAUGAUCUCGAGUUUCUGGACGCCAACGGCAUCGAUCGAGACGAGGUGUCCGCAGCCCUAGCACGCAUCUUCAACGAAAUGAUCUUCGGCACCGAUGCACCACUCCACUGUGAUCCCCACGGUGGUAAUAUUGCAAUCCGUAAAAACUCUUCCCGACGCGGUCCUUGCAACUUCGACGUCGUCCUGUACGAUCACGGCCUCUAUCGCGACAUACCUCAAGACCUACGACGCUCAUACGCAAAGCUCUGGCUAGCAGUCAUCGAUGCUGAUGAGCCUCGCAUGCGGAAGUACUCGAAGGAGGUAGCGGGUAUCAACGACGAGCAAUUCCCACUCUUCGCUUCCGCCAUCACAGGCAGAGAUUACAGAGUCCUAACGCAAGACGUCUCCAUGGCAAGAUCAGCUGAGGAGAAGAAGAGUAUCAAUGAUGCUCUCGGCGAAGGCAUGUUACAGCAAUUGGUCCAACUUCUCGGCCAAGUCCCACGCAUUAUCCUACUUAUUCUCAAGACAAACGAUUUGACGCGGAGUCUGGAUGAGAAUCUACAGACUAGACAGGGACCUGUGAGGACGUUUCUUAUUCUAGCGAGAUAUUGUUCGAGGACUGUAUUUGAGGAGCAGGUCGAGCAAUUGAAGGAGAGGGGGAGCUUACUGUGGCCGAGGAAUCUGUUGGGCUUGCUGAGAGCUUGGGCGGGAUAUUUCAGAGUAGAGAUGAAACUGGAGGUUUUCGAGGCGUGGUUGGCUGUUAAGCGGGGUUGGGGUGUUAUUGCUGGGUCGUAG